UGGGGGCGUGCUCGUGCGAGGAAACUAUGAGGUGAGGCGGAGAAAAAAAGAAAUGGAUAAUAAAAAAAAGUAGAGCGGAGUUUCUUGAAUACGCGGUAGCUUUUAUUUGUGUAUGACUAGUAUGAGCAAUAGGUUAUUCUAGCCUCUUCUAGAACUACCAGAACCAUUAGCUUAUGUUCCCUCUCUCCUCUUUUCCUUUCUUUUCUUAGACUAUAUAGAUAUAAUUCUGCUCACACAAAUAUAUUAAGGUUCCAUUUACGACAGUUAUUCAAGCAAGACAUAACAAGGUUUUGUUACUAAACCUAUAUAAUAGAAAGGUAGAAGGAGACGAAAGAAGGGUUGACGAGGAAGAUGUGUUUAGUGUUUGUGUGUGGAAAGGAUGAACAAGUGGUGUCAAGGCAGGCUGCACCUGGGUCGUGUCCUUAUUGUGGAGGGAUGAUCCAAGCUGUGGACGUAGAUAGCCACUGGAAUUUCUGUUUCAUACCUUUGUAUAGCAAAACCAAACGCAGGCACUAUUGCACCAUGUGUUCCAGAAAACUCUUGGUCAAGUAGCUCUACCCAUCAUUAUUCAUCAUCAGCCGAGGAAUAAGCUAUUAGUAGCACUUUUUUUUUACGGUUUUCAUUUACUGUUUACCAUGUACAAUGUGUUGUAAAUAGACAUAUGAUAUAAGUUUAAUGAGGGCCAUAUGAUAUAACACAGUAAUCGCCUGGAAUAAUUUUACAAAAUACAGAUUGCAGAAGCCAAA
Molecule: messenger RNA, 746 nt
Organism: Lathyrus oleraceus (garden pea)
Lineage: Eukaryota; Viridiplantae; Streptophyta; Magnoliopsida; Fabales; Fabaceae
Exons: 1
Coding region: 352-552 (66 amino acids)
Source: RefSeq, a predicted model, not a curated record